AUGCCAUACCUACCCACAAGCCAGGCCUUCCUGGAACAAUCCGCUCUACUGCUUGAAGCAUACCCAGAGACCACCCGCAUCACAACAAAAUAUGGCUUCCCCUCACAACGACCUUCAGCACAGAAAAAGCCCUCCUCGACACCAAACCCGGAGAUGACCGACUCCCCAGCCUCAACUGCCGCCAACCCCGUCGCAGUCCUCACCCUGAAAACAUACAACCCAACCGCAGGCAUCUGCCUGAAGUACCGCACGAAUAAAGCCGCGGAGGUCGGUCGACUGGUGACCAGCCUGGGCAAGUUGGCGGGCGGUGCGAACGCCGCGGGGCUGGGCCUCUCGGCUCCGGCGCCGACGACAACUGCUUCAGCUACUGCGGAUGUGGAGAUGACGGACGCUCCGGCGGUGGUCGAGGAGGCUGCGAGUGCGAAUGCGAGCAAGACGGAUACGGGUGCUAAGGGUGGGAAAUCAAAGAAGAAAGGCGGGAAGGGAAAGAGGUGA
Messenger RNA from Aspergillus udagawae, 495 nucleotides. RefSeq names its product SRP9/SRP21 family protein. The transcript has 2 exons. Gene Ontology annotation, biological process: SRP-dependent cotranslational protein targeting to membrane. Lineage: Eukaryota; Fungi; Ascomycota; Eurotiomycetes; Eurotiales; Aspergillaceae. Gene Ontology annotation, cellular component: signal recognition particle, endoplasmic reticulum targeting. The record is from RefSeq and is a predicted model, not a curated record. The coding region runs from base 1 to 495 and encodes 164 amino acids.